AUGUGGCGCGCAAGAUCUCGGAAUUACCAAAUUCAAGCUCCACUCCAAUCGCCUUCACUCGAGCCGUCGCCCAUCCCUCCCUUCCUUCGUUUUCCCUCCCCCCUCCUCCUCCUCGUCUCGCGUCCCUUCCCCCCUUCUCCCCCCUCCUCCUCUCCCAUCCGAUCCCCGCCCGCUGCGCCCGAUCCCCGCCCAACGCCGUUUGCCACCGACGUUCGCCACCGCCGCCACCUCCACAAGCGCCGCCAUCGGCCCUCAAGUGCCACCAUCGGCCCUCAAGAGCCCACCCACCCCCACCUCCUGCCCCUUACCCCGUUGUUCACCAAGCCGGAGAUGACGCGCAGCGGAGGAUGGUCGGGGGAAGAACGCUCACCACCCCCGCGGGCAGGCUACGCGCCACCGCAUGAUGGCGUCUUCGCGACGCCGUCGUCCUAG
Molecule: messenger RNA, 432 nt
Organism: Coniophora puteana RWD-64-598 SS2
Lineage: Eukaryota; Fungi; Basidiomycota; Agaricomycetes; Boletales; Coniophoraceae
Exons: 3
Coding region: 1-432 (143 amino acids)
Source: RefSeq, a predicted model, not a curated record